AUGUACCUCGCGAUUCUGUCUCAAAGACUCUAUGUGAUGACGAUAGCUCCCGAUGAAGAGCCGCCGGAUAUGCUACUCUCUGAAAGCGAUAGCGACAGCGACGACACUGUCGACGAAACUCCCAGAAAGCUCAGUCGUUGCUCCAAUGCCCAUCAUGAAUUGUUUGAAGAGCAAACAACAUAUAUAAGAGCCAAGCGCAUGUACCUGGAGAAAAAGUAUGCAAUUCUGAGCAAGAUCGACUCAUUGGUCGAUCGAAUACAAAUCAGCAUCAAGGUGCAAACAUCCCGCCCCCCAUCCAAACAGCAACGGACGAAAGUCGAUGACGACAUCGAGGAGUCUCUGCUGACAUAA
Messenger RNA from Cylicocyclus nassatus, 351 nucleotides. NCBI's taxonomy places the organism in Eukaryota, Metazoa, Nematoda, Chromadorea, Rhabditida, Strongylidae. The record is from the annotation of a GenBank genome assembly.